Messenger RNA from Colletotrichum karsti, 1140 nucleotides. RefSeq lists its product as uncharacterized. The coding region runs from base 1 to 1140 and encodes 379 amino acids. The transcript is spliced from 3 exons. Gene Ontology annotation, molecular function: oxidoreductase activity, acting on NAD(P)H. The record is from RefSeq and is a predicted model, not a curated record. NCBI's taxonomy places the organism in Eukaryota, Fungi, Ascomycota, Sordariomycetes, Glomerellales, Glomerellaceae.
AUGAAGGCACUCACGAUCACCCCCAAAACACGCACCGUCGCCGUCCAGGACGUCCCGAAACCCGAUCCCAAGCCCCUUGAGAUCCUAAUCAAAGUCCACGCCGUGGCCCUGAACCACGUCGACGCCCUCUACACAAAAAAACCGAUAGCCUCCCAAGACUACCGUGUUGUUGGCAGCGACUUUGCCGGUGAAGUUGUCGCUGUCGGCGCAGACCUUGUCGGCGUUGAUGAUCAGCGCACCGAGGUCGGAGCGAGAGUUGCUGGGUUCGUUCAGGGAGCUUGCUCCGUCAACGAACGACCUGGCGCUUUUGCGGAGUACGUCGCGGUCGAGUACGAUCUGACAUGGGCCAUACCGACCACCGUGACCUACGAAGCUGCCGCCACGAUAAGCCUAUGUGGUCUCACUGCUGCUCAAGGCGUAUUCGCUCGUCUUCAGCUUCCCUGCCCCUUCUCCAGCACUAAAGGGUUUGAUCCGUCUCAAGCUGCGGACAACAACAAACCCAUCCACGUCCUCGUCUACGGCGCGACCUCAUCCUUGGGCUUGUACGCCGCCCAACUCAUCCGCUUGGCCGAAAGAACAUCCGGAAAGAAGAUCAAACUCAUCGGGACCGCGAGUGCCUCGAAGCAUGCCGUCCUCAAAGAGAAGCCGUACGAGUACGACGAGCUUGUUGAUUAUCACGACCCCGAAUGGCCCGAGAAAGUGCGUGGUAUUUCCGACGGCGGCGUCCAGUUUGCGGUCGACGCCGUUUCGCAAAGUCCGUCGGUGGAACUCGUUGAACAGACACUAGCAGAGGACGGCAAGUUCGCCGUAUUCAGGAGCCCGGCCAUCGGCGGCUUCGACCUGAACAAGUUGAAGAACAAGCCCGUCAUUGGAGCCGUCUGGGAGGGCUUGGGGGCGGAGAUUCAGUACCAGGGUGCAACCAUCCCGGCCAACCCCGUGGCUCGGAAGUUCACGACGGAGUUCUACAGCUUUCUCGGCUCCGAAGCCUCCUUGGGGAACGUGAAGUUGCAGCCGAACCCGGUGCGUCUGAUUCGGGGUGGGCUGGAAGAGAUCCCAUCUGAUGGGUUCGUGUUGUUGGAUCCGCGGGGUAGUGGAGGACAACGUCCCCUCAGCACCGAAAAGGCUGUGUUCACAAUCUAG